AUGGGUAAGGAGAAGAUGCACAUCAACGUGGUCGUUAUCGGCCACGUCGAUUCCGGAAAGUCCACCACCACCGGCCACUUGAUCUACAAGUGCGGUGGUAUUGACAAGCGUACCAUCGAGAAGUUCGAGAAGGAAGCCGCCGAACUCGGUAAGGGUUCCUUCAAGUACGCAUGGGUCCUCGACAAGUUGAAGGCCGAGCGUGAGCGUGGUAUCACCAUCGACAUUGCUCUCUGGAAGUUCGAGACUCCCAAGUACUAUGUCACCGUCAUUGACGCCCCCGGUCACCGUGAUUUCAUCAAGAACAUGAUCACUGGUACCUCCCAGGCCGACUGCGCUAUUCUCAUCAUUGCCGCCGGUACUGGUGAGUUCGAGGCUGGUAUCUCCAAGGAUGGCCAGACUCGUGAGCACGCUCUCCUCGCUUACACCCUCGGUGUCAAGCAGCUCAUCGUUGCCAUCAACAAGAUGGACACCACCAAGUGGUCCGAGGAGCGUUACCAGGAGAUCAUCAAGGAGACCUCCAACUUCAUCAAGAAGGUCGGCUACAACCCCAAGCACGUUCCCUUCGUCCCCAUCUCCGGUUUCAACGGUGACAACAUGAUUGAGGCCUCAUCCAACUGCCCCUGGUACAAGGGUUGGGAGAAGGAGACCAAGGCCAAGGCCACUGGUAAGACCCUCCUCGAGGCCAUCGACGCCAUCGACCCUCCCAGCCGUCCUACCGACAAGCCCCUCCGCCUUCCCCUCCAGGAUGUUUACAAGAUUGGUGGUAUUGGCACGGUGCCCGUCGGUCGUGUCGAGACCGGUAUCAUCAAGGCCGGUAUGGUCGUCACCUUCGCCCCCGCUGGUGUCACCACUGAAGUCAAGUCCGUCGAGAUGCACCACGAGCAGCUCACCGAGGGUGUCCCCGGUGACAACGUCGGCUUCAACGUCAAGAACGUCUCCGUCAAGGAGAUCCGUCGUGGUAACGUUGCCGGUGACUCCAAGAACGACCCCCCCAAGGGUGCCGAGUCCUUCAACGCCCAGGUCAUCGUCCUCAACCACCCUGGUCAGGUCGGUGCUGGUUACGCCCCAGUCCUCGACUGCCACACUGCCCACAUUGCUUGCAAGUUCUCUGAGCUCCUCGAGAAGAUUGACCGCCGUACCGGAAAGUCUGUUGAGAACUCUCCCAAGUUCAUCAAGUCCGGUGACGCCGCCAUCGUCAAGAUGGUUCCCUCCAAGCCCAUGUGCGUUGAGGCUUUCACUGACUACCCUCCUCUCGGUCGUUUCGCUGUCCGUGACAUGCGUCAGACCGUUGCCGUCGGUGUCAUCAAGUCCGUCGCCAAGGCCGACAAGGCCGGCAAGGUCACUAAGGCCGCCCAGAAGGCUUCCAAGAAAUAA
Messenger RNA from Alternaria arborescens, 1374 nucleotides. RefSeq names its product Elongation factor 1-alpha. NCBI's taxonomy places the organism in Eukaryota, Fungi, Ascomycota, Dothideomycetes, Pleosporales, Pleosporaceae. Gene Ontology annotation, molecular function: GTP binding; GTPase activity; translation elongation factor activity. The transcript has 5 exons. The coding region runs from base 1 to 1374 and encodes 457 amino acids. The record is from RefSeq and is a predicted model, not a curated record. Gene Ontology annotation, biological process: translation; translational elongation.